Messenger RNA from Closterium sp. NIES-65, 2781 nucleotides. The record is from the annotation of a GenBank genome assembly. Lineage: Eukaryota; Viridiplantae; Streptophyta; Zygnematophyceae; Desmidiales; Closteriaceae.
AUGUCUGGUAAGGCAAGGAUGGGUGGACAAGAGUUGAGGGUGGAUGGGAGUGGGAGGUGUGCAGGUGUUGGGAUGGAUCUUGAUACACAAAAGGGGUGUAUCGAGAUUCCUAAGAGUGUUUCUGAUGUUGGUGUUUUGGAGAGAGGUGGUUGUGGUGAUAGUGGGGAGUUUUCUAGUGAGGAUGAAAGGGAGGUAGGGAGUGGAACAAAAUUGGCGAGUCCGGAUUCGAGCUGGUUCAGUGCAGUGAGAGAGAAGGGAAGAGAGAAGGGAAGAGAGGAUGGAAGAGAGGAGGGAAGAGAGGAGGGAGGAGAGGAGGAAGGAGGAAGGUGGGGCAAGGAAGGAGACGGAAGGGGAAGGGGGGAACAAAGAGGCAGCAGGUGCAGCUUCGCUUUUGAUUCUCUUUCUGGAGCUGUUACAGGGCAGUUGGAGAAGGAGGAGGAGGAGGAGGAGGAGGAGGAGGAGGAGGAGGAGGAGGAGGAGGAGGAGGAGGAGGAGGAGGAAGAGGAGGAGGGAGGAGGGGGGUACUCUGUCAGAAAGGUCUGCAAGAAAAGCCUUUCUCCUUCCGGCUUUUCUGAUGGGGAGAUGGAAAAAGAGGGGGAAAGGGAGGAGGGGAAAGAGGAGGAGGAGGAAGAGGAAGAGGAAGAAGAGGAGGAUGAGGAGGAGUGUACUCCAAUCGCUACGCCUGUGGCAUUUUCCCGGUUUAGAAUCCUUCUCUCUGUGUGCCCACCGCCAGGGCCAGGGCAGCCGAAAGAGUCCAGGUUCAAUGUACCCGGAAAGGAGGAGAGGAAGAAAAUGGGUGCUGGGGAAACGGAGGGGCAAGAGAAGGGUGUACGGUUUGUCAUCCCAAGCAGGAGGGCUAGGGGGGUUUCAGGAGCCUCUGCUGCUUCCGCUGGUGCUGUUUCAGGUGGUGCCGUUUCAGGUGGUGGGAGCAUUAGCAAGCCCAGACACAAGCAGUGCCAGUCGUUUUCCGGCUUUGACUUUGGCUUGAUUGCGAAUGGACAGACGUUUCUUGCAGACGAUCAGCCAGAAGAGUCCAUGUUCAAUGCACUUGGAGAGGCGUUUCUUGAGGAUCAGCCAAAAGCGUCCAUGUUCAAUGCACCUGGACAGACAGUGUUUGAGACCCAGCCGGAGACGGGUGGCAGGAGAACGUUGGGGCGAAACGGGGCGAUACGGCAAGGCAAGAUGGGACGAGAAGAUAAGGGAAGAGAAGAGGGGAUGGGAAGGGAAGCGGGUGCGAAUGACGGCAAUACACGGGAUCAGCCAAAAGAGGUCAGAUUCAAUGCACCUAGACAGACGGAUAUUGAGGCGCAGCCAAAAGAGCUCAGGUUCAAUGUACCUGGACAGGAAGAGAGGGGAAACAAGGGUGGUGGGGCAAAGCAAGGGCAAGAGGGGGGAGCACGGAAAGAGGGGGUGGGACGAGAAGAGGGUGUGCAGGCCAGCAAAGCACGGCUUGCUGUCGCAAGGGGAAACACGGGGGGUUCUGUUGUUGCUGCUGCUGCUCCUGGUGGUGCUGGUGGUGGUGGUGGGGUUUCGGGCGGUGAGGAUUCAGGUGGUGGGGUGUCAGCAGGUGAAAUUUCAGGUGGUGAGGUGUCAGCAGGUGAAAUUUCAGGUGGUGGGGUGUCAGCAGGUGAAACUUCAGGUGGUCGAGGCAGUGGCAAGCCCAGGCACAGGCAGACCAAAUCGUUUUCCGGCCUUGACUUUGGAUUGAACGAGUGGGAUAUGGGGGAGAGCAGGGAGGGAGGGAGAAGAGAGGGGAUAGCGAGCAGAGGGGGUAGAGAGGAGGGCUCUAGCGGUUGGGCGAGAAGGAACCAAGGAGAGAGAGAGGAGCAAGGGGGUUUGUCACUUAGAGUAGCGAAGCUUGCAGUUGGGGUGAAAGGAAGGGGAGGAGAGAGAAGGGGGGAUGGAGGAAUGAGGGGAGGGGGAGGAGGAGGGGAGCUUCCAAGCUUGCUGUCACCACGAGCAAUGCCGAUUGCUUCUGGGCUUCCCGGAACCUUCUCAGCAGUUUCUCACCUGCUGCAAUCGUCUGGCCUCGGCGCGUGGCUCUCUCCCGGAGCUAGCCCUGCUGGUUCGGCCACCCACACACCUGCUGGCUCAGCAGCACACACCCCUGCUGGUUCGGAUGAUGACAGCAGCCCUCGCAAGCAGAGACCUGCUAGGCUUCGCCGGAUGGGAGAUCAGCAGCAGCAGCAGCAGCAGCAGCAGCAGCAGCAGCAGCAGCAGCAGCAGCAGCAGCAGCAGCAGCAGCAGCAGCAGCAGCAGCAUCAGCAGCAGCAGCAGCAGCAGCAGCAGCAGCAGCAGCAGCAGCAGCAGCAGCAGCAGCAGCAGCAGCAGCAGCAGCAGCAGCAGCAGCAGCAGCAGCAGCAGCAGCAGCAGCAGCAGCAGCAGCAGCAGCAGCAGCAGGAGGAGGAGGAGGAGGAGGAGGAGGAGGAGGAGGAGGAGGAGGAGGAGGAGGAGGAGGAGGAGGAGGAGGAGGAGGAGGAGGAGGAGGAGGAGGAGGAGGAGGAGGAGGAGGAGGAGGAGGAGGAGGAGGAGGAGGAGGAGGAGGAGGAGGAGGAGGAGGAGGGAGAGCAGGUACAGGGAAGAGUAGGCGGAGCAGAUCAGAGGGUGCUUUGUUCUGGACGAGUGGGAUCAGAAGGAGCGAGAGGUCGGGCACGGGUGGCCCGGCCGAACCUGGAGAGCGUGCAGGCGUCGUGGGUGCAUGAGGAUCCCGAGGAUGACUCUGAGUAUGCUGGGUGGGGUGCCACUUCCAAGGAAGGGAAGGCAGCAGAAGCGGGGUUUUGA